Drosophila willistoni is the source of this 1396-nucleotide messenger RNA. It is a transcript of the gene eIF3m, whose product is annotated as eukaryotic translation initiation factor 3 subunit M. The record is from RefSeq and is a predicted model, not a curated record. Gene Ontology annotation, cellular component: eukaryotic translation initiation factor 3 complex; cytoplasm. The transcript is spliced from 3 exons. Gene Ontology annotation, molecular function: translation initiation factor activity. The coding region runs from base 115 to 1278 and encodes 387 amino acids. Gene Ontology annotation, biological process: cytoplasmic translational initiation. Lineage: Eukaryota; Metazoa; Arthropoda; Insecta; Diptera; Drosophilidae.
GUUACUCUUUCCUUUUGUGCUGUCAAAGCGACAACGAAGACGUGUGCGUUAUUAGUUUUGACCAAAUUCUGCAUUUUAAAGUGACAACAAUUAAACAAAACAAUAAAUUAAGCAAUGACUUCGCAUCCGGUGUUUAUAGACCUGUCCUUGGAUGAGCAGGUGCAAGAGUUGCGAAAAUAUUUCAAGAAACUGGGAGCUGAAAUAUCAUCGGAGAAAUCCAACAAGGGCGUUGAGGAUGAUUUGCACAAGAUAAUUGGAGUUUGCGAUGUCUGCUUCAAAGAUGGAGAACCAGCCCAAAUUGAUGGCAUACUGAAUAGCAUUGUGUCCAUAAUGAUUACGAUACCAUUGGAUCGGGGUGAAAAUAUUGUGUUGGCUUACUGUGAGAAGAUGACAAAGGCACCUAAUCAACCACUGGCCAAGGUAUGCUUGCAGUCGCUGUGGCGUCUGUUUAACAACCUAGACACGGCCUCACCCUUGCGGUACCAUGUCUAUUACCAUCUGGUGCAAGUGGCCAAGCAGUGCGAUCAAGUUCUUGAGGUCUUCACCGGCGUCGAUCAACUGAAAUCCCAAUUUGCCAACUGCCCGCCAUCUAGCGAACAAAUGCAGAAACUGUACCGAUUACUCCACGAUGUCACCAAGGAUACGAAUCUGGAGCGUUCCUCAAAGGUGAUGAUCGAGCUGUUGGGCACGUACACAGCCGAUAAUGCUUGUGUUGCUCGUGAGGAUGCCAUGAAGUGCAUUGUCACUGCUUUGGCCGAUCCCAAUACAUUCCUGCUUGACCCACUGUUGUCGCUGAAGCCGGUGCGUUUCCUGGAAGGCGAUCUGAUCCAUGAUUUACUUUCCAUUUUCGUCUCGGAGAAAUUGCCCGCCUAUGUCGAGUUCUAUGAGGAGCACAAAGAGUUUGUAAACUCACAGGGACUGAAUCACGAGCAGAAUAUGAAGAAGAUGCGUCUGCUUACUUUCAUGCAACUGGCAGAAAGCAAUGCCGAGAUGUCCUUUGAGGCUCUGACCAAGGAAUUGCAAAUCACCGAGAACGAAGUGGAGCCAUUUGUUAUCGAGGUAUUGAAAACCAAGUUGGUCCGGGCUCGUCUCGAUCAGGCCAAUCGUAAGGUGCAUAUUUCAUCAACCAUGCAUCGUACAUUUGGUGCUCCUCAAUGGGAGCAACUUAGGGAUUUGCUUCAGGCCUGGAAAGAGAACCUCAGCUCAGUGCGUGAAGGUCUGACAAAUGUCGCGUCUGCACAAUUGGAUUUGGCCCGCUCCCAGAAACUGAUACACUAGACACGAAACAGUCUUCGAUAUAAAUUAUUAAAUAUAUUGCUUGGAAUGAAUGAUUUGAUUCUUGAAUAAAUUUCUAUAAGUAAAAGUAUGCCAAUGGAAACAUUUGGCUUAAAAACUA